This is a messenger RNA of Eucalyptus grandis, 534 nucleotides long. RefSeq names its product OVARIAN TUMOR DOMAIN-containing deubiquitinating enzyme 7-like. NCBI's taxonomy places the organism in Eukaryota, Viridiplantae, Streptophyta, Magnoliopsida, Myrtales, Myrtaceae. The coding region runs from base 1 to 534 and encodes 177 amino acids. The transcript has 7 exons. Gene Ontology annotation, molecular function: cysteine-type deubiquitinase activity. Gene Ontology annotation, biological process: protein deubiquitination. The record is from RefSeq and is a predicted model, not a curated record.
AUGGUACAGAAGCAGCACCGCAAGUCCAACGCUAAGAAACGGCCUCCCGUCAAAAAGCAGGGGAAGCAAGCGGAUAACACGCAGUUCCGAGCUCAGCUUGAUGCUCCGGGCCAGAAAAUUGUCCAGGUGACGGCAGAUGGUAAUUGCUUUUUCAUAAGGGCGCUUGCAGAUCAGUUGGAAGGCAAUGAAGAUGAACAUGGGAAGUGCCGGAAUAUGGUUGUUCAGUACAUAUUGGAGGAAGCUGGACAUUAUAGUUACCCAUCUUAUCAUGAUGAGGAACAUUACAACAGUGUGAGGUUGAAGGAAGACACCGGAGAUGGGCCAGCUAGGCCAAUUACAAUCAAGACCAAUUCUAAUCUCUCGUUGUCGUCUUGCCAAGCAAAAGCUGGGUCAAACAAGUCUAAAUCAGGAGCUGGUAAGGAUAUUACUGAUGCAGGAUCCAUCAAGCUAGUCAUGGCUGGAAGUGGUUGUGAGAACAUUGAGAAAGUUGAGCAGGUUAUGUCCUCUCUUCUUCUGCUUGCUUGUUUGCAUUAA